Molecule: messenger RNA, 1944 nt
Organism: Eublepharis macularius
Lineage: Eukaryota; Metazoa; Chordata; Lepidosauria; Squamata; Eublepharidae
Gene: NHLH2
Product: nescient helix-loop-helix 2
Exons: 2
Coding region: 298-678 (126 amino acids)
Biological process (GO): regulation of transcription by RNA polymerase II
Molecular function (GO): DNA-binding transcription factor activity, RNA polymerase II-specific; RNA polymerase II cis-regulatory region sequence-specific DNA binding; protein dimerization activity
Source: RefSeq, a predicted model, not a curated record
GCCGAGCCGGGCCGGGCGGCCGGCGACGAAGCGGAGCCACUCCGGAGCGGGCCGGGCCGCUUUUGUUGUGGGGCGGGCGGGCGAGCCCCGGCCGAGGAGGCGCGCCAUGGCUUCGAGGGCCGGCCACGCCACCCGCCUCCGUGGCUCGCCCAGCCCGGCGACGGAGACGACCCGGGGCGACGUCUAGCGCGCCGCUUCGCCGCCUUUGCUGCAGACGCGCGAUGAUCCCCGCCGGGCCCCGUCGCUGAGGCGCAGGAGCGCUCGGGGCGCGGCGCGGCCAGCCGGGCCUCCCGAAAGAUGAUGCUGAGCCCGGACCAGGCGGCGGACUCGGACCAGCCCUCGUCGGCGCCGUCGGACCCGGAGUCGCUGGAGGCGCGCGGCCUGCGCAGCUGCUGCGCCUCGGACUUGGAGGCGCCCGACGGCGAGGCCCGCCCGCCGCCGCACCCGCCGCAGCCGCUAAGCCGCGAGGAGAAGCGCCGCCGCCGCCGCGCCACGGCCAAGUACCGCUCGGCCCACGCCACCCGCGAGCGCAUCCGCGUGGAGGCCUUCAACCUGGCCUUCGCCGAGCUGCGCAAGCUGCUGCCCACCCUGCCGCCCGACAAGAAGCUCUCCAAGAUCGAGAUCCUGCGCCUGGCCAUCUGCUACAUCUCCUAUCUCAACCACGUCCUCGACGUCUAGCCGGGAACCCCCUACACACACAGGCACCUGCGCCCAGGGGCCGGCGGGCACCGGGGCUGGCAGCGGGCACCUCCUGCAUGGGGUCUGCCUGGCGCGGCUUUGCCUGACGGCUGCCUCCCCUUGCCCGGCUCCUGCCGCCCUCCCCCCAGCCCCGGGGCUGCCCUCUCCCCUGGCAGCGGAUCACUGAAAUCCCGACAGGACAGGAGCUGGGCAGAGAUGCCUUGGCUUUCAGCUGGUGCCUUAAAGGGCUUUCCCGAGUCGGGCCCUCCCCAGAAGCUUGAAAUGCCCCCAGCAGCUGCGAGGAGACCCUGGCGAGGAAGGAAGGUGCGUGUCUCCUCUUUCCCCCCACUCCUCCUCCUUCGGCGGCAGGCUGCAUCAAGUGCCCCUUUCUCAAGAUCCAAAAGCAAAGCAACGCUCAUUUCCUUGUGCCCUUAAACAUGUGACCCGGGAGUGACGUUCCAAAUAACUAUUUAUUUUUUAAUUUAAGGUAGAAGGAGUCGAUUAUUUAUUUAUUUUUUCCCACUGAGGCUAUUUUUUAAUUUUGGAGAGUGGUGAUCAUGUUGCAGUAAGGACUUUGUGCCAACCGGUUUUCGAUAGUCGCGUGUUUACAUUUCUCUUUUUCGGUGGAAUAAUUGUUUGACUUUGGAAGUGUUUGCCUGGGGAGCUGCCUGUCGGUUUCUUUUGGGCUCUGGUUUAUUGCACUUCUUCCCUGUUUCUAAGCGUAUUUUAUAUAUUCCGACUUUGUCCUUGAGAUUUUUCCUUUCUUUGGUGUGUGGAUUCAAAAUACUAGCACUUCACUUGAAGCUCGAUUUGGUUUGUUGGGUUAUUUUUAAUUCGUGUUGUUGUCGUUAUGAGCUGUAAUUCUGUCUUUCAAAAGUAUUUUGCAAACUAUUUAUAAGGGAAGUAGUUUUGUCUGUCUGUGAGUGUGUGCGUAUGUGUGUGAGUUUUUACAAUAUUUUUUUUAAGGGGAAAAAAACCAGGACUACUUUCCUUUUUGACAACCAAAAAAAUGUACAACCAGAAAAUGUUUCAUGCUCUUUUUUGCUGUGAAUCUCUCGAAACAAAAGGUGUGUUUUAGAGAAUGGGGAAAAAAGAGAAUACAUCUGUUAUCCAAAGAUUUUAGUCUUUUUCAGGGUUUUUUGUGUGUGUAUGUUGCUUUGUAUAAGGCAAUAUUUUGUAGUGAAAAUAGAAGAAUCUGGUUUCUAUCAGGAGCAGUUUUCAUAUCUCAUGAAUGGUGCACUGUUUUGCAUAUAAAUAAAAGUAUCC